This is a messenger RNA of Bactrocera neohumeralis, 5672 nucleotides long. RefSeq lists its product as uncharacterized. The coding region runs from base 1049 to 2533 and encodes 494 amino acids. NCBI's taxonomy places the organism in Eukaryota, Metazoa, Arthropoda, Insecta, Diptera, Tephritidae. The record is from RefSeq and is a predicted model, not a curated record. The transcript has 8 exons.
AAUGUGUAUGAGAAACAGCAUUCACUUCAUAUCUGCGCUGGUUAUCACUGCGGCAUCUCAGUCAUCUUUUAGUGACGAAGGAGUUCGGUUUGUUUUAACGGAAACGUGAAUUCGAGUUAGUGGCUCUGGUAUGAGCUGUGAGUAAAAAAAUGGAAAAGGCCUCGCCUUAAUUCAGUGGAUAUAUGUUUUCAAUACAACCCUAAAUCAAUGAAUUGCUGUUAAUGGCUUUUAAGUGACAAGUAAAACUGUGCUAACAAAAACAACUGAAAUUUGGCAAACACAGCUGAGGCACUGCAAAUAAAAUUAAUACGCUUUGUGUUAAUUAUUUGUUAACGCGUCUAGAAUGCAAAGGUGGCAGUGACAGCCCAAAAUUCCCAUAAAUCAGCACAUAAUUAAUAUUAAAAGUCAAGUGAAAGGUGUAGCACAGCUCUUUCCAUUCUUAAAAAGGUCCACUGUAGUAUUCGGAUGCUUCGCGUGACCCAUGAACACCUGUACACGAGGAGAAAAAAACACGGAUUACAUACAUACAUAUGUACAUUGCUAUGUACUUGAAAAACUUUCUUCCAUAUGGCAAAUAUUAAAGCGUUAGGCGUUCAACCAGCUGAGUAUUGAUACACAGCACAUUUGCUCAUAUCGUUCAUAUAAACCAAUAAUCAGUUAUGCUGUCGACUGCGAGAGCACUUUUUUGUGAGAAACUAACAUUUUAAUAUCAAACUUUCAGGAGACAUUGCUCAUAUAUACAUUGCAAAGAUGUAUUAUAUGUGCUUGAAAUAAAAAUGGAUUAUAUAAGAGCCCAGUUGGAAGGCAAAAUCUAAAUAUCAAUAUCAAAAACAAACAAGCGACAACAACUGCCAACAGGUGUGCGAACAAAAAUAUCUCCCGAAGAAACAAAAUCACGAAAAUGCUCAGUUUUCAAAGUUUUUUGCAAUUUCAUCGCUUAGAAGAUUCGCUGAUGAGCACAAAAGACUAACGCUGAUCAACAUUCUCAAAACGCACAGAGCCAAAAGCAAUAAAUGACUUCUUAGAAUUUAACCUAUAUGGUGUCAUAAUGGACGACAUAAUUUUUCAGAGCUCUAAUCCGAAUUCCGUAUAUGUGCUCAAUUCUAAUUACCGAUAUUAUGGGAACUUUGCCCGCCUAAAUUUGAUCGAACCGAAUGACGUGAUCAGUAAAAACCAGUCAUAUUGUCAACACGCAGCGCUUACGAGUUCUGGCCAUCGCAGUUGUUCUGCGGCUACUCGGCCAACGCAGCAUAAACUGCGUCAUUUUGGAAAGUUUUGUGACGUUCCGGAAGCAAUCGGAAAUCCUGUAACGACAGCGCCUACCACAACAAUAAAUCCACCCGCACCGACAUGCUUGGCAUCUACGGAUGCAUUUCAAAAAUUCUUCAAUCGCAGUUAUGUAGCAAAUACCGGUGGUUGUGACAGCCUUCAUUCACUGCACACCGAUUGCUAUUGCGGAAGAGCAGCUGGUGCAUGCACAGAUACGAACUCGAUGCAAAAUACUUGCAAAAACAAACCUAAUAACAACAAUAAGAAAAAGAAUAUUAAUUUAAAACCUUCCCUAAUCGCAAAAAAAACGAAAUUCCGAAAAUUCAUUGAGGAAGAAAAAUGGAAGACCGGCGACGAAUGCAUUUUGGAAAACGAAUACCAAAAUAACCACAAUGUUCGUGUUGAAUUUACCGGUUCCAGUACACCUACUGAAUUCCGUACCAACUCAAGUGUGAAGGAAUCAAAUACCGCUGAGUCAACUACACUAACCGCUUCAAUGGCCGCAAUGGCAACUUGUGGGCCAUUGAACAACAUCGUCAAGCAUUACUGGAAUGGAAAAAUGGAGCCAAAUGCAACGGGUAGCGAGAGAAAGAAACAUCAGCAGCAGAACCAAUCGAAUAAUUGGAGCGGAAGCGGUGAUAGCAACAAUCAACAACACCAAGCCCCACAACAACUAGAGGUGUUGAAGUCAACCCACCAACAAAAAACCAAUUACGAGCUUUACAAGGAAGCAUCCGAUCUGCUUGGAUUGCCUUGCACACUUUGUGAUAACUGCCGAUGCCUCGAAUGUCAGAGCAGCUACUUCGAUUGCGAUGAUUCGGACAGCCUCUCUGAAGUGUCUAACUCAGAUGAGUACGAUGAGGACACAACGAACGUGCUUAACAACUCGGUUGAGCUGGUAAUGUAUGCUAAUUGCUACAGUGAUAAUACGAUGACUGGCAAUGGAAUAUCGACAAUACAGCAACGACAACAGCAAAAAUGGUCUAGUUGUUCCCAGGAGCGACGACAGCCCAAUUUCACUUGCCCUGAUGUAAAUUGCAAUGCAAGAGAAUUCGGUGGUGUUGAUCAAGAUAGUUACAACUUGGUUGCCAGAGGCGGCGAUGAAGCUGCCAAUGGCAUUGAGCGAAUAGACAUCGUCAAUCAAAAUGUAUUACACUCAGUACAGAGCAAUGAGCUAGAAAAUUGUUCAAGUUUCAAUGGGCUUAGUUUAAGUGAUGCCAAUACUGAGAUGCCCCUAGACACUGGCAGCGAAAGCCGAGGAUAGAAGCACUUUUGUGGAAACGUUGCAGAGAUAUAAUCAAAUGUGGACUAUAACCCGUUAACAACAAUUUGUCGUUCAAUAGUGUUUUCAGCCCAAAUGUGUUUUAUUAUGUUUUUAUUAAUGUGGUUACCAUAGCGUCAACAUACACUAGAAAAAGUAAUGCAUUAUUAUCAAUUACGUAUAUGUACUAUAAAUAGUGUAGUUGGUAUCAGCUAGUUACUAAAGCGUUUAAAUUUUUUUUUUUCCUAGUAUUGGUAUUAGAAGCCAACACUGACUUAUCGGUUAUAUAAUUUGAUAACAGCUAUACCAUAUAUGUAUGUAUGUAUUAGCAGAAAUAUUGGAUUAACAAUUUGUUGAAUGUAGACUGAUCAAUUUAAAUUGCUUGUAAAAUUUAGAAGAAGGCACGUAAAGUUCUUUGACAGAUAUUUCCUACAAAUUUUAAAAACUGUAUAAAAAUAAAGAAUUUCAUGAAGCACACUUUUUACUUACCACCAAAUUAUUUUCAAUGAUCGUAAAUUUAUCAUGUUUCGUUCAAUACAUUUCUGAAAAUUUCGUAUUGCGAAAAUUCUAUAUAAGGUGCUCGUCGCGUGAGCCCGAAUUCAAGUUGUGAGUGAAAUCAAUAAAAAUCCAUCUAUUUUGAAGCUACUUGCUGGAUCGCUCUCGGUGGCAUCUCAUUUUAAUUUUUUAAACUAGCCGAUUUUUUCUGCGUGUCUAUUAUACUUUGUGAUGUACGUCUAGAUGUUUCAGUUUCAAAUGACAUACGUACAUAUGUAUGGGAACUCACCUCCUACUAAUUGCGCUAUGUCUACAACGUUGUUAGAAAGUCCACGUUCUAGUUUAGCUAUAAAAAGUUAACGCCAAGUUCAUAUUAUUAUUUUUACCUUAAGAAUUAAAUGAUUCAAAUCAAAAAAUCUAUUGGCUCAUCAAAUUUAAAUAUAUAGUACGUAUUAGUAACAAUGUAUAUGCUUAAUAUAUAUGUAUGUAGCUAAAAUAAGUGAAACAAUUUACUCAUAUAAUCAAAAUAAAUUUACUUACAUAUACAUAUUGUCUUUUAUUACAUAAGUACUAUGUACAAAAAUGAAACAUAUUUACUAAACUCAUUUGUGCCAAAUAAAUUAAAAAAAUAUAUAUCGACAUUUCGCCUUAAAAAUUAGAAUUGAAAAUAUUAAAAUUAUGCGAGAGAUGUAUGAAUACUUAUGAAGAAAUAUUUACCUAUGAAAAAUGCACAUUCGACAUUGUGCGCAUUCGUAACGAAGCAUGUAAACAAUGUAUGAGUAUUAUAUACAUACAUACAUAUGUAUAUAUAUGAACUAAGCUUUCAUGUUAAAAUAACCUUUUAAGUUAAUUAAUAUAUACUAUAUAUAAAUAUAUAUAUAAUUAGUAAACUAGUUUGUGCUAAUUUACUUUAUAUUAUAGUGUAAGCAUCCACGGAAAAGUAGUUUCGCUAAGGUUGCCAUAUGCUCAAUAAAUUAUCGAAUAUGUAUUGUGUACAAAGUAAUAGUACUUCGAUAAAAAGUGUUAUUGGACUCAUUUGGUGCGCUGAACACGAAAAUUAACUUCCAUUUUGGUUCCAUACAAGUUUUGUCAAAAAAAUACUUUUAGAGCCUCCUUCAGAAACACACCCAAAAAAAACAAAAUACAGUUGAACUACUCUAACUCGAAUCAUCAUAAUCCGCAUAAAAACUUCGAGUUAGAGAGACUUCGAGUUAUAGCAUCAUUCAUUAAAACGCAAAAUUUUGCAAAAAGCUGUACAAUACAGAUUUAUUCACACUUGGACUUAUUUACUUCACAUAAAGGUUUGCCUAUGCACAAUAAACUUGUAUUCUGUAAUUGUUGGCUGAACAUAUAUUUUUGAUUGUUUGCUUCAGUUCAAAGUGAUUACAAUAUGUUUAGUGCUUUGUAGUGAUCAUCAGUUGUAUUAACAUUCAUGCAUGGAAUGCAUUACAUCUUUUUUGGAGGGCGGUUGUAUAUUAGAAGUCAUAUUCGUUGGAUAUGUAAUAUUCGGUUAUACAGUAUCAUCUGUUAUAAAUCCGGCUAAACAAAUUUCAAUAUAAUCUGUAAUAUUUCAAGGGAUAAAUACACGCGGCGACUUCUAGCAGCCGUUUACUGCAAGCGACUUAGAGAAUCACAGGCCUAUUUAAAUAUUUUAUUUGUGGAAGAAAAUUUUUAUGACAUUUGCCUUAGAAGCAUGUAAACAAUGUAUAAGUGUAAUAUACCUACAUAAAUGAACUACAGUGGUACCUCGACAUACGAGUUUAAUUCGUUCCGCAACCUUGCUCGUAUCUUGAAUUACUCGUAUCUCGAAGCAAAUUUCCCCAUACAAAACAAUUGAACUACCAUUAAUCCGUUCCAACCUCCAAAAUGUCACCCCAGCUAUUUUUGUUACGUGGUUUUGAAUAAUAAAAACGUAUUUAUAAAUAUCAAAUAUUUAUUACACAAAAACAAAAAAGAGAAUGUAAAGAAAUAAAUUAGAUAUCCUCACUGGUCUUUGCCUUUUUUGCUACAUUUUUCUCGCUUUCACCUGUAGGCCGUUUAGAAAAAAACAUGUCCAAGGAGGUUUGUUUCUUCCUCUACUGAAACACCGGGUUCCAAUUCUUCAUAGAUCCUUUCAACUGCACAACUUAUCACAGCGGAAGCACGCUGCUAACUGAUCGUGAUGGCGCGACCGGACUCGUAUCUCGAAAUUCGCUCGUAAUUAAAAGCAAAAAUCACUUGCUCGUCGGCUCGUAUCUCGAAAAACUCGUAUGUUGGGGCACUCGUAUGUCGAGGUACCACUGUAUUACCAUUCAAGAGUUCUAGUUAUGGCUAAAACUUAACUUAUAAAUGCUAUUGCCAAUUUAAGACUUCAAUUUAUGGAGAACUUCAAUUUCAAGAAGAGUUAUGGAAGUUCAACUGUAUAAUAUUCUUUUUUGUUUAUCGAUUACAUAACAUAAGCAAGUUUCAAGCAUUGUAAAAUUAUUAAAAAUGCAGAAGCGAAAGAUCAUUUCUAGAAGUAUGAUUUUCACAAAAGGUAUCCGUUUGUGAUGCACUUCAAUCGCCAAACCUUCAUCUACUGUCGUUUUCUUGUUCAGCAAGCGCAAACAAGGUAUUUAGAAUGUAAAUAAUUUCAAAACUAUUCAAUAAAGUAAAAAGUUCACAAUUA